UGGAACCUCCAAAACUUCCAUUGGAAAAAUCAGCUGAUGCCGAUAGAAAUCCAAUGUAAACAAAUAAAUGUGAAUAUUUUUAGAAAUCUUUUCCCGUUCGCGAAAUCGUGGGUAAUUGGUUGAUAUUUUUAUCUAAGAAGUGCGUUGAUGAUUUAAAAUUAAAUCUGUUUUCGUUUAAAUAAUUGCCAUUCUUUUUAUCGCCUCGCGCACGGAGGUGUUGCGGUCGAAGAAGUCACAAGAAUCAAAUAGUUUUGGGAUUUUUCAUCUUUUAGUGUGUUUUCUGACCUAAAUCCAAAAGGUAUGAAAACCAAAGUGAAGGAAAUCAAACAAGGAACGUGCAUUUUAACAGAAAAGCCAUUUGUCCAUGUGCUGAAGGCUAAAUAUAGAAAAGAAAGAUGUGAUAAUUGUUUCGCCAGUGGGAAGGUUCUGAAAUGCUCAGGAUGUGACUACGUGUACUAUUGCAAUAGAAAUUGCCAGACAGAGGCGUGGUCUCUGCACAAAAUUGAAUGUCCCUUCCUCAAGAAGAUUUCCCCGAGAAUUGUUCCAGAUGCCGCGAGGAUUCUGGCUAGAAUCAUCCUGAAACUCCAAAAGGGUGGUGAUCUUGAGAAGGGAUACUACACAGAGACGUGUUUCAGAAAAUUCAGAGAUCUCAUGUCACACUACCACGAAAUUAGGACGGAUCCAAAGCGCGUGGAACAUCUCGAGAGUCUAUCGAUGGUGCUGCGUGACCUUCUCGGGGAUCAGUUAAUGCCCAAUUUUACUGAAUUGCAAGGAAUCUACGGCAGGCUUGUGGUCAAUGGCUUUAAUAUCCUGGACGGAGAGAUGAAUUCUAUCGGCACGGGACUGUACUUGGGAAUCUCUGUUGUUGAUCACAGCUGCACUCCAAAUGCUGUGGCCACGUUCGAGGGCACAACGCUCUUCGUUCGGGCGAUUAAAGAUCUGCCUUCACUCGAUUGGUCACAGAUCUUCAUAUCUUAUGUGGAUCUCAUGCAAACGCCAGACGAUCGUCGGGCUGAACUCAAGGCCAAUUACUACUUUCUCUGCACGUGCUCACGGUGCAUUGAUCCGGAAGAGUCAGAAAAAAUGGAAGCAGCUGCAUGUCCCAGUACAAAUUGCGAUCAACCGAUAUUUCUUCGAGAGAAUGAGGAUGGGCAGUCAUGUGGAAAAUGUGGGACAAGAGUGCCUGGGAAGUUUAUUGAGGAAUUUCAUGAAGUCACAAAUUUCACCAAAAUGCAAUUGGCCAGCAUGAAGGACGUGGCUUCAGAUUUGGAUGUGUGCAAAAUUUGCUUCUCGAAGCAGAAGAAUAUUCUGCAUCGCAUGAAUUUGUGGCAUACCAAGACACUCGACUUGGCAUUUGAGAGUUCAAUUGAGAUGGGUAAAUGGCAGGACGCACGCUCAUUUGGUCAAUUGCUGCUUCCCGGCUUCAGAAAGUACAAUGGAGAUUUUAAUCCAUUGUAUGGGCUUCUGUGCUUAAAAAUGGGCAAAAUUGAACUGUAUUUAGAACACGUGAAGGAAGCUCGAGAGUAUCUGCUCGAGGCAUCAAAGAUUCUCCGUGUUACUCAUGGAGAGAAUCACAGUCUCUACAAGACACAGUUAAUUCCUCUGUUGAUGCAAACAUCAAAUUGAAUAAAGCCAGAUUUUUUUUUGUAAAGCAA
Messenger RNA from Phlebotomus papatasi, 1655 nucleotides. RefSeq names its product histone-lysine N-methyltransferase SMYD3 (gene Smyd3). NCBI's taxonomy places the organism in Eukaryota, Metazoa, Arthropoda, Insecta, Diptera, Psychodidae. The record is from RefSeq and is a predicted model, not a curated record. Bases 301 to 1626 code for a protein of 441 amino acids. Gene Ontology annotation, molecular function: protein binding. The transcript has 6 exons. Gene Ontology annotation, cellular component: nucleus.